Molecule: messenger RNA, 1626 nt
Organism: Schistosoma bovis
Lineage: Eukaryota; Metazoa; Platyhelminthes; Trematoda; Strigeidida; Schistosomatidae
Source: the annotation of a GenBank genome assembly
AUGCGCGGAUUUCAAACUCGACAUUUGAUGGCGAACCGUAAAAGGAACAGGCCAGAGGAUUGGGAGGAUUUGGAGCCAUCUCCAGUUAUUCAUAUACGGGAGUUGCCAGAACAUACUCUCGAGCUGGACUUAAUUAGAGUUUUUGAACAGUUUGGCUCCAUUAGGGAUAUUGCAAUGAUUCCACAUAAAGGUCAAGCACUAAUUGAAUUUGAUGACAUCAACUCAGCAGAAAGAGCUGUUGCAAGAUGUUCAGAGAAUGCCGUGAUGUUUGCUAACCACCGAUUGAAAGUUAACUAUAGUACAUCCAAACGUGUGGUCCACCGACCUCUAGAAAAUGAUAACCAGCACUCCGAAUUGCCUCCCGAAAGCCGUGUACUUAUGUUAACGGUUUACAAUGCUCAAUAUCCUAUCACAGUCGAUGUCAUCCAUCAAAUUACAGCCAAACAUGGACGCGUUUUACGCAUUGUCAUUCUCCGUAAAACCCGAAUACAGGCUAUGGUGGAGUUUAAAAAUACAGAAGAGGCCCGGACUGCUAAGCGGCAUCUUAAUGGGGCCGACAUAUAUUCUGGCUGCUGUACACUGAAAGUCGAGUUCGCUCGUCCUACACGCUUGACUGUUACUCGUAAUGAUCAAGAUUCAUGGGAUUUUGAAAAUCCAUUAUUACUGUCUACCUCACUUAAUGAAGCUGAUGGGCGUGGAGAUAUUUCUCUAUUAGGACGUUUUGAACGUUCACGUGCUCGACACGAAAGCUCAAGGUCUGUUAAUGGUGGCAACUUUGGCUAUCAUGAUGGUUUCAUAAAGCAAAAUGCUGUCGGGCUUAGUGUCCCACCUGCUUCGUUCUUGGACCAGUUGGCUUUAAAUUACCAUGUAUCGAGGCGUGGUCUCGAUGGAUUGAAUGGUCAACCUUAUGCUAGGGCUGCAACUGCUGUCAUAAUGGUAUAUAACAUGGAUAUGGAUCAUAUGAACUGCGAUCGAUUGUUCAACCUUCUUUGUCUCUAUGGUAAUGUUGUUCGUAUUAAGUUUUUGAGGACUAAAGAAGGAUCAGCUAUGGCGCAAAUGGGCGAUAACGUUAGUGUUGAUCGUGUCAUUACUAACCUGUCAGAAGUCCCAUUGAUGGGAAAUGCAUUGUCGAUUCGUCCAAGCAAACAACAACUUAUCCUGGACGUACCGAAACCUUUUGAAUUACCAGAUGGUACCCCAUCUUUCAAAGACUAUUCAGGGUGUCGUGAAAAUAGAUAUAUAAAUCCAGACAAGGCGAGUAAGAAUAGGAUCUAUCCACCAUCACAUACUCUGCAUUACUGGAAUUGUCCUCCGAGUUAUACCCCAGAGGAACUACGCAAGUUGAUUGUUGAAUGUGGUGCUUCACCACCUCGCCAAAUUGCACCUUUCCCAAGGAUUAGUGAUAGAUCCUCUUCAGGCCUUGUAGAAUGGGGAACAAAAGAUGAAGCCGUUACUGCCCUUGCUUUGUGCAACCACCAAGCUAUUCCAAACACCGAAGGUCGUUAUCCAUUUCUUCUUAAACUGUCAUUUUCAAGCUCUCCUUUAAUGGAUAGACUAUCCGUUCAACAUAACAAACGAACACAGCAUUUGUCAUCAAAAUUUAUUAUCAUAUUCUUCACAUGGUGA